AUGGCUUCCUUUAGACCAUAAUCUUCAUAAGCUAUUUCAGUCAGAUCACCCAGCAGAAUUAUUCCAGUGGUAUCCAACAUGGGUCAUUCUUAUGUGAUUCCAGCAGCCCAGAAUUUGCCAACAACUUUUUCACAUAGGGCAGAAAAAGAAAAUGAUGAUGAAUACAAAGAUGAAUUAGAGUUAUGGAAAAAAAAAUAUUUUACAUUAGAAGCUUAAUUAGCAAAAUAUGAUAUAGAAAAUGAAAUAAAAGAUGAAUUACAAUCAAGGAUUCUGGGUUCGUAGGAAGAUGUGAAAAAGUUCUAAAUUGAUAUGUCCAAAAUUCAGGCGGAUAUGGACAAACAAAGGGCAGAAAUGAAUGAUUUAGUAAUUGAAAAUCAAAAGUUACUGAAUUAAUAAGUAGAAGUAGAAAGGUUGAAAAAAUUAGUUGGUGAAAGAGAGGAUACAAUUAGCUAAUUGUCACAAAAAUGUAGAGAAUACUAAGAAUAACUAUAAGAAUUGGAAGCAUUUCAAUAAGCAUUAUAAGAUAUGCAUAAUCAAAAUGAAGGUAAAGAAAGGAUGAUUGAACAAUGGAAACUAAAAUAUACUGAGAACGACUAAAAGAAACAAAAGGAAAUUGAUGAAUUAAAAUAAAAAUUAGCAGAAUACAACCCAUCAGAAACACAAUUUCUAAAAGCUCAAUUAGAUAGAGAAAAACAAGAAUGGUAGAAUAGUUAAAAGAAGAUUUAACAGGACUUAACUGAUGCUCUUAAACAACUAGAUUAAUGGAAAAUCAAAUACAAUAAUCUUGAUAUGCAACAUUAACAACUCUCAUCUGCAUAAAAGGAAUCUGUUGCAAGAAUAGAUACCUUAAAUCAAGAAUAAAACAAACUCACUGUUUAAGUUCAUAAUUUGAAUGAUGAUAAAUAAAAGUUAUAAAUAGAGUUGGAAGCCACAAAGGGAUAAUUAAAAUUACAUUAGGGUUUGAUUGGAGAAUUAGAUAGGUUGAAGAAGUUGCUAACUGAUAAAAGUGCUGAACUUUAAUAGCUAUAAUAAUAAUCAUAAUAAAAAGAUAUUGAUCUUAAUAAUGCAGAUUUAACUAUUUAAGAACAAAAUCAAAAGAUUAAAUCAUUAUCCUUAUUGUAGUAAGAAAAUUAAAGAUUGCAAUAGGAAUUAGAUUAGCAACAUAGAUAAAAUGAAUAGUUGCAUUAAUAGAAUGCUGAAUUAUUGAAAAAUCUAGACAAAUUUAAGCUAUUAGAAGAAGAGAAAAUGCAAUUAGAAAAUAAAGUAAGUAUGUUGGCAGCAGAAAUAGAAAGAUUAAAAGUUUAAUUGAAAUAGAAGAAUGAUAAAAUUUUAUAAGAACAAGAAGAAUUGAAAAGACUCUAAGAAUAAUUGAAUGAAAUAGAUGAAUUAUAAAAGUAGAAUGAUGAUUUAGUUCGUUAAUUAGAAUAAGCCAAUAAUACAAUCGAUGAAUUAGAGAAGAAAUUAUAGGCAAUUACAGAACUUGAAUAAAAACUCUAGGAUGCUAAUAAUAAAAUAUAUGAUUUAGAGAAUAAGGUCGCUAUGUUAAGUGCUGAAUCUCAAAGAUUGAGAUAUCUAAAUGACUAAAAGACUGAACAAUUGAAAGCAGCGGAGCAAUAAUUAUCAGAUCUGAAUUUACUAAAAGAAUAAUUACACUAAUUAUAGAGUAAAUAUGAUGCUCAAUAAUAAAUGAAUUAGAACUAUUAAGCUGAAUUAGAAAAACUAAGAGGACAAUCAACUUAAUAGGAUACCAAUAUUGCAGAAUUAAGAAGACAAUUAGAUGAGCAAAAAGCUUAAAACAUAGUACAUAAGCAAGCAAAUUCAGAACAAGUUAUUUCAGAUUUAUAAUAAUAAUUAAGUUCAUUGUAAUAAAGUUAUAAGAAGGUAUCUGAAUCCAAUUUAGCCAAUGAAGAAGACCCAACUUUGGAUUUAUAAAAUAGAUUAACUUUAUUGAAACAAGAAAAUCAGAGGUUGAAUUAAACAAUUGUAUAAAAGAAUUAAGAGGUCUUAAAUCAUCAAUAAUAAAAUCAAUAAUUACAAAAAGAUUUGUUAUCCUCUGAUACUUUGAAGGUGUAAAUUCAACAAUUACACGAAUCAAAUUCAGUAUUGCAAGAACAACUAUAGAAUGAAAAAUAAGGUCGAAAAGGUUUGGAGGAGAAGAUUUAAUAAUCAGAAUAAGAAAAAUACGAUCUUUAAAGUAAAUGUGCUAUGCUCUCAACACACAUUGAAGGCAUGAAGUAUAAACUUGAAAAAAUGGAAAAUGUUGAUGAAUUGAAAAAGAUCAUAUAAGAUCAAUAAGCAUAAUUGGCUGAGAUGGAUGCCUUAAAAUUAGAAAUUGAAAGUCUUAAUGACAGAAUAGCUGAAUUAGAAAAAGAAUUAAAAUUAUGGAAAUAAAAACAUGAAUAAUUGGAUUAACAAUAUCAAUAGUUACUUCAUGUAAAGGAAUAAAUGGAAAAUAAGUUAGCUAUGCUUUCUUCAGAAAUUGAAAGAUUAAAAGUACUCAACUAAAAGAAGUAAGGAGAAAUAGACCAAUAAAACUAAGAAUUAAUGAAAAUGGAUUAAGAAUUAAAUGAUUUACAUAAUCAACUAGAAGAUAUUAAUGAAUUGAAAACUUAAUUGAGUUCACUUGAAAACCAAUUAUAAUAAUAAAUUGAUGACAAUUAAAAUAAAUCUGCUGAAAUCACUCAACUCAAAUAACAAGUUGCUGAAAUUGAAGGUUUACUUGUCAAUUAAGAGGACCUUUAGAACUAAAUUAAGAAAUUAGAAAAGGAAUCACAAUCAAAGGAUGAAAUCAUAGAAUAUAAGAUUGCGGAACUUGAGGACAUUAAAUAUAAAUACGAAGAUAAAAUGGCCUUAUUAAGUAGUGAGGUUAAAAGACAUGAGUUUAAGGCUAAAAAAUUGGAAGAUAAAUCGAAUGACCUUUAAGCCUAAGUUGAAAAUUUAACUCACGAUUUAAAUGAAGCAGAUGCAAAAAUUGUUGAAUUAGAUAAGGAUUUAGGAUAAUGGAAAUUUGAAUAUUCAAAAUUAAACAGUCUUCAAUACAAGAUAGAUGAAUACAGUUUCUUAUUAGUCGUUUCAUUUGCAGAAAUUGAAGCUUUAAGAUCAUAAAACUUUACAUUAAAUGAAUAAUUAGAUAAUCAUUAAAAAACAAAGGUGGCUUUAGCCUUAGCAUAAUGAGAAUUAUAAUAAUAGAUAAUUUAUAUAUCAUUAUC
Messenger RNA from Paramecium tetraurelia, 3209 nucleotides. RefSeq lists its product as uncharacterized. Gene Ontology annotation, biological process: double-strand break repair; telomere maintenance via telomerase; chromosome organization involved in meiotic cell cycle. Gene Ontology annotation, molecular function: G-quadruplex DNA binding; single-stranded telomeric DNA binding; double-stranded telomeric DNA binding. The record is from RefSeq and is a predicted model, not a curated record. Gene Ontology annotation, cellular component: Mre11 complex; condensed nuclear chromosome. The transcript is spliced from 9 exons. Lineage: Eukaryota; Ciliophora; Oligohymenophorea; Peniculida; Parameciidae.